Molecule: messenger RNA, 2460 nt
Organism: Solea senegalensis (Senegalese sole)
Lineage: Eukaryota; Metazoa; Chordata; Actinopteri; Pleuronectiformes; Soleidae
Product: phosphatidylinositol 4,5-bisphosphate 3-kinase catalytic subunit beta isoform-like
Exons: 5
Coding region: 1-717 (238 amino acids)
Biological process (GO): phosphatidylinositol-mediated signaling; phosphatidylinositol-3-phosphate biosynthetic process; phosphatidylinositol 3-kinase/protein kinase B signal transduction
Cellular component (GO): plasma membrane; phosphatidylinositol 3-kinase complex; cytoplasm
Molecular function (GO): 1-phosphatidylinositol-3-kinase activity; 1-phosphatidylinositol-4-phosphate 3-kinase activity
Source: RefSeq, a predicted model, not a curated record
AUGUACAGGAUCGUACCAUACGGCUGUCUGGCGACAGGGGACCGCGCCGGGCUGAUCGAGGUGGUUUCAUCAGCAGACACGAUUGCCAACAUCCAGCUGACGAGCAGCAACGUGGCAGCAGCCGCCGCCUUCAACAAAGAUGCUCUGCUCAACUGGCUGAAGGAGAGGAACUCUGGCGACGCUCUGGAUCGCGCCAUCGAGGAGUUCACACUGUCGUGUGCAGGCUACUGUGUAGCUACAUACGUCCUGGGCAUCGGAGACCGCCACAGUGACAACAUCAUGGUCCGCAGCAAUGGACAGCUCUUUCACAUAGACUUUGGUCACAUCCUGGGAAACUUCAAGUCCAAGUUUGGCAUCAAGAGGGAGCGCGUGCCCUUCAUCCUCACACACGAUUUCAUCCAUGUCAUCCAGCAGGGGAAGACGGGCAACACAGAGAAGUUUGGCAGUUUCCGUCAGUACUGUGAGGAGGCCUAUCUGAUCUUGAGGAAGAACGGGAACCUCUUCAUCACAUUGUUUGCCCUCAUGUUGACAGCUGGACUGCCAGAGCUCACCUCAGUCAAAGACAUCCAGUACUUAAAGAUCUCUCUGGCUUUGGGUAAAACCGACGAUGAGGCGCUGAAGCAGUUUCGGCAGAAGUUUGAUGAGGCCCUGAGAGAGAGCUGGACCACCAAAGUGAACUGGAUGGCUCACAACGUGGCCAAAGACAACCGGUCCUAGAGCAGCUGCCACCACCACCAGGCUGAGAGGACACAUGUGUCUCACACACACACACAAACAGCCUUUAUUUAAGAAAAAAAAAGGGAAUUCAGCAGCAGAUCCCAAAAAUGAGCAGACCCCGCCCCUCCCCCGCCCCCGAACAUUUGUGGUCUGAUGACAUUUCAGUAACGUCGCUGCAGAUUUUGCACAGGCAGCAACAGUGGGCGGAGCCACAGGAAGGGAAGAGUAGCAGCCACACUGGAGACGAAGACGACGUCAUCGUCACUCUGAGUGGACACAUGGCCUGGCCACGCCCACGAGAGAUGGAUGUGGGAAUGCAAAAGGAGUCCCACGUCUUUAAACUCCUCCCACAGGAAGUGCAUGUUAACUGUCUGGCUGCCUCCAAACUGUGCCUCAAAACUGCAGAAAGAUUGUAUUUUUUUAUGAGUUUUCUUGUUUUUUUUCUUUUUGCCAUUUAUGAAUUGACCAUGUGACCAUUGUAUGUGCCAGACUACUUCACUAGCCCACAAAACACAAAUAAAACGUUUCAAUAAAAGACGCCCUGAACGUUUGGACAUCAGGUCAUAUGGACUAUUAUAAUAAUUAUUAUUAUUAUUGUUAAUAAUAAUAAUAAUAAUAACACUGGAGGAAGUCUGGGAUUUGUGUGAGGUACUGACACGUAGCACUGGUUAAGGGCCGGGGUCACACUUUGUGAGCCAGUGUAGCCACAGAGGUCAGACUCUUCCUCGUUUGGUCAAAAGUGAUGAUGAAAUACUCAGUCACCAUGGAAACGGAAGUGUACUGACUCCCACACUUGAACAACGCCACGCUCAAAGAACACAAACACCUUCCAGUGACAACAUGCUGCGAUUUAAGUGGAAUACGAGAAUCAUCUCAGUCUUAAGUGAAGAAAAGCGACGCGGUGACUCGACACGUGCUCGUCUGUCUCACUGCUUACGUUUAUCUCACUGUUCCACGGCCUUUUCUGCCUGGUAACUGGACUUACUCCCCUACACCAAAGUCCUUAGAGAUUUAACAUCACAACACAGUAGAUAUAUCAACAACUUUAUGUUCAUUUGUGUUAUUUUGUGACUUUUAUUGACACAAACAGCAGAGACUUUCUCUCUGGACUUUGGUGCAGGAGUGUGAGCGAUUCACAGCCCGGACACGGACGACUUAAUGAUCACUGUAAUUUCCAACAUUAAAACGUUAGUAUUAGAUGAAACGACCACGUGUUUUUUUAAUGUAUUUAUAUGAGAGCGUUAUUAGAAUUAGACAGAAUGUCAGUUAUCACGAGCCCAUUGUCAGCAUUUCUGUUCAUACUUGUUUUCCAUGAUCUGAUUCUAAACUGAACGCAUUUAUGUGCCGCACUCUCUUUUUAUUAUUAAGUGUAUUUGUUUUUCUACAAGCAGGUGUGGGAGGCGGGGUCUGUGGGCGGGGCUUCUCAGUAGGGAGAUGACACUGUAAUGUAAAAGCUAAUUCCCCAACGUACGGCGUUCCAUUUUCAGUGCAAUAUGCGAGUGUAGGAUCCGUAUCACGGGCCAAAAAGCCUCUGAUGGGUUUUGUCUGUUGUUGGUUUAUCAUCUUCUAAAUGUCUCACACACUGGAUUUUGUUUCUGUGCAUUUCUGGCCUUUCUUUGUUUUAUUAAAGUUCAUUUCCACCCGUGCUCUGUGUACUGCUGCAGGUGUGCAGUCUUAUUUGAGCGCUAGCAGGUGUAAAAUAAAGAUGUAUACUUCUCAUGAAUAAACUACAAACUAGUUUGA